AUGAGUUAUUACCCAAAAAAGAAAGAAUUUGAAGAUGUUGAAUUACCAACUGAUCCAAAUAUGCCACCAUGGAUCAUUUCUCCCAAGGAAGAAAAAGUUAUAUUUGCCAGAUGGAGAAGAAAAGCAUUUGCUAAAUGUGAUGAUUUAAUUAAAGCUUAUGUUGAAUGUUCAAAUAGUUAUAAGAAUCCAAUAGAAGGUAUGGAGAAAUGUAAAGCUAUAAAUGAAAAGAGUUUAGCGUGUGUUGCUAAAUAUCAAAAACAAAAAUAUUUAGAUAUUGAACGAGAUUUAUUGGUUGAAGAAAAGAAACAAAAGAGAGAUUUAUAUAAUUAUUAUAAAGAAAAGAAGUUAAAAGAAUUACAAUUGGAAAGAGAAGCAGCUAAGAAGAAUCAAGAAGCUAAUUAA
Molecule: messenger RNA, 402 nt
Organism: Hemisphaericaspora subhashii
Lineage: Eukaryota; Fungi; Ascomycota; Pichiomycetes; Serinales; Debaryomycetaceae
Exons: 1
Coding region: 1-402 (133 amino acids)
Source: RefSeq, a predicted model, not a curated record